GUAUGCACGUACGCGCGCACGCACGGCGACGAGUGGGCGGGGGAGGAGAGAGAGAGAGAGAUUGGAGGCGCCCCGCCCAGUCCUCAGGGUUGCCCGUGCACCGUGCGACCGCCAAGAUGGUGGUGGGCGCGUUCCCUAUGGCGAAGCUGCUAUACUUGGGAAUCCGGCAGGUCAGCAAGCCGCUUGCCAACCGUAUUAAGGAGGCCGCCCGGCGAAGCGAGUUCUUCAAGACCUACGUCUGCCUACCGCCGGCUCAGCUGUACCACUGGGUGGAGAUGCGGACCAAGAUGCGCAUCAUGGGCUUCCGGGGCACAGUCAUCAAGCCACUGAACGAGGCGGCGGCCGCUGACCUGGGCGCUGAGCUGCUGGGUGAGGCCACCAUUUUCAUCGUUGGCGGCGGCUGCAUGGUGCUGGAGUACUGGCGCCACCAGGCAAACCAGCGCCACAAGGAGGAGGAGCAGCGCGCCGCCUGGGACGCGAUGCAGGACGAGGUGGGCCGCCUGGCGCUGGCGCUUGAGGCGCUGCAGGCACAGGUGCAGGCGACACAGCAGCCCGGCGCCCUGGAGGAGCUACGGGCGCAGAUGCAAGAGGUGCGCGCCCAGCUCUGCGCCCGGGACGGGAAGGCGCCUUUGGCGCCUCAGGCAGUGUCUUCGUCCCAAGCAGUGUCCUCGACCCAGGCAGUGUCCACGACCCAGGCAGUAUCCACAUCCAAGGAAUAGGAGACUACUGAAGCCUGAACUUGGAUCUGGCCAUGUGUGCCCUGAUGUGGCCUUCUCUCCACGCUACCCCUGCCUGUGCUGGCCCAGCGGAAACCACUGGGAUCUUGAUGAAACUUGGCCUUUGGUCACCCUGUACUGACCAGUGGUACCUUCCACUGGGACUGUGAAACUUCCAACAUAGACCCCUCCAACCUCUAGCUCAUUGGUACAAUCCACAGUGCUCAUCUCUCCAACCCCUCUCCAAACCACACAGACCUGCAAGGUCCCUGCCAGCAGGACAACAGCUCACUCUUCUGGCAGAAAAAAAAAAAAAAAUGGAACCGGUACUUGAGCCCAAUCGACCUAUCAAUGCCCCAUUUACCUAAUUAGUGUUACCUUUCCCUAGGAUGCUCAUGUAUCACACCGGACACCCCCUUCCUUUUGUCAGUUGGUACAAACCACUGUAAGGAAUGCAGUGUCUUGCAGUGGACUUCUGCCCCCCUCACCUUCUAAGGUGUGCUGUAGCUGGGCAUGAGCUUUUUUUGAGGGGGAAAAUAGGAUCCUGGUUUGCAGUUGAUCCACUGAAUAUUAUAUUUUCCCUUAAAUUGAUCCUUGGUACCUUCUCCUGAGACCCCAAGUGGAAUAUUCCAACAGAACCCUUCAGUCUAUGGCACAACCCCCCUGGAAUGGCUGUCCAGUCUUCUCAGGCAAUGCCCUCCCAGCCCCGCUUUGGUGGUGGAAAAAUUGAUCGUGCCUAGGGCUAAUCCAUCUUGUCUUUCAGCCUCAGCUUCCUGUUUACCUGUCCCCAGAGUCCGUGGGCCUUUCCUGACAUGUCCUUUCCAACCUUCCCCACUGUCUUCUUCAGUGGCCUGUCAGAGGACUGCCAGCCAUGGAUUAGAUGAUCACACCCCCCAUGUUUCUUUUAAAUCUGUUGAUCUGUGUGCUCUUGCCCUCUACCCCUGGGGCUCUGGACUAGUCCAACAGCCCCCCUUCAUGCAGUGGUACCUCCUGCCUCCAAAGCCCCAAAUCCCACCUCCAUCCCUUUGGACUAGGCCACUUGUUGGUCUUACCUUCCUUAAUAGUUUCCUGGGGCUAAUUUGCCAUAACAAAUUACCACGAACUUGGUGGCUUAAAACCAUAGUAAUUUAUUCUGUCACAGUUCUAGAGGCCACAGAUCCAAAAUUAAGUGUCAGCAGGGCCCACCAACUCUGAAGGUUCUAGGGGAGGGUCCUUCAUUGCCUCUUCCGGCUUCUGGGGGCUCCAGGUGUUCCUGGGCUUGUGGCUGCAGAUCUCCAGUCUCUGCCUCUGUCUUCACAUGGCUUUCUCUUCUGUCUCUUAUAAAGACACCUGGUCAUUAGAUUUAGGGCCACCCUAAAUCUAGGAUGGUUUCACUCAGAGAUCCUUAAUUCCAUUUAUAAAUGCCCUUUUUCCAAGUAAGUUCACAUUCAUAGGAUCCAUGGGUUAGGAUGUAGACACGUCUUGGGGGGCAGCAUUCAACCCACUAUACCUCCCCACUCCCAAAGUAUGCUGGGACUGCUGCCAGCCCCGUGGGACAUUCAGCCUUCCCCAUGUGGGUGAAAGGAACAGUCCAGGAACCACCCUUCACUACUUGGUUUCUCUUCCAGGACUCACCCCUGAAGCAGAGAGGGAUGUGCACCCCACCAGUGUGCAUUCUGUUUUUCAGACUGUAGAUGUUUGAAGGAGCCCUGGGAUGAGGAACUCAUCUUAAGGAUAUGUCUGAGAACCAUGAUAUGGAUCUCCAAAAUGGGUACCAAGCUCAUUAAAGUUAGGAGAGAAGCUGAGAGAGAUCUGAUGGGGGUGAGCGUCAUCCUAUGAACUCUUUCUCAGAUGGGGAAACAGAGGCCCAAAGGAAGCAAAGGGACUUGUCCAAGCCUAUGAAGCCAGUGAGGGACCGGAUUCAGUGGGGAGACAGAGAGAGGAGCCCAGGUUUUCCUGGGUGUAGGUUGUUGAAGAGUGCAGAGUGAGGAGGAGGAAGAUGAGAGGGAGGCAGAUUACUGGGGGAGGGGCAGGGAUCUCUACAAAGAGAUCCCAGUGGCAGUGUCGAGAGUGGGGUCCCUCCAUCCCCCGUCAGAGCAGCCCCACAUCACACCAGAGACAGCAUUUUAGCGAGCGGGGUUGGAUUCAUUCCACCUGGGCCCCAUUCCAAGAAAUGGGAGAGACAGGUUUUCUCUCACUUCCUCACCUCACUUUCCCUGGGGUUUAAAAAUGAUCUGGACACAAGACCUACGGAGGUAGAAAACCAAGAAACGGGGUUUCUGAAACAUUUUAAUUUCUUUCAGAAGAGGGGGAGAAGCUGGUGUAGUGGGAGCUAAGGAGGUGGGUCCUGGUGGGCGUGUCUUUGCAGGUGACCUGAGUGGGUUAAAUGAUGAAGGGAAGAAGGCAAGAGAGAUACCACUGCAUUAAAGAGUGACGGAUAGAGCCAGGUGAGCGGGCUCAGUGCGUGGUUUCCAUGGUUACCUCCGGCAGUCCACUCUGGCACUGACAUCUCUGGAGCAUAGGUUGCUGGAGGCCAGGGACGGUGACUGCAAACCCUCCCAUCAUGUCAAUAAAUAGCAGCCAUUCUAACAGAUGGAGUUUAUUGAGCUCUGGUUAGGUGCUGGACACUGUUUGAGUGCUUUAUAUUACCCCAAUAGCGUUAUGUUCUUUAUUUCACAAGGAAACUGAGGCACAGAGACACCUGCCCAAGGUCACACAGGCAGGGAAGAGGUGGAGGUGGGACCUGAAGAUGUUCAGUCUGGGCCAGAGUGCAAGCCCCUAACCCCUGCGCCAUUUUGACCCUGAUGUAGCGCUGCUCUAACGUCUGUGAGACUCAAAACUCAGCUGUGAUGUGCCCUGACAUGUGGCCAGACCUGAGGGUUGCAGCAGCUUCACCCACCAGGUGGUGGGUGUGAUCAGGGUGUGUGGAAAGAACCGCCUCUCAAUGCAAGAGGCCAGAGGAUGGAGGGUUCAUCGCUCUGGCUUCCUACUAGUGAGUUUUGUAUACAUUUGCGACUUGGGGAGAGGGGUUAGAAUAAAUUUGUAAUUCAA
This is a messenger RNA of Hipposideros armiger (great roundleaf bat), 3746 nucleotides long. RefSeq names its product optic atrophy 3 protein-like. Gene Ontology annotation, biological process: regulation of lipid metabolic process. The record is from RefSeq and is a predicted model, not a curated record. Gene Ontology annotation, cellular component: mitochondrion. The transcript has 2 exons. The coding region runs from base 3 to 719 and encodes 238 amino acids. Lineage: Eukaryota; Metazoa; Chordata; Mammalia; Chiroptera; Hipposideridae.